CUCAACAAAAAGACUUGGAUAAUAAUGGUGUCCUACUAACCGAAUUCCAUGUCAAGCACAUUAGCCGUAAAUGCAGUAGUUGGUGGUCAUAAAUUAUCCGUGCAUCGCUGCAAAAGAGGAAAAACAGAUCUACUCGAGUUGACGACCACCGCCGGAAACAGAAAAAUAACGAGUUUGACAUCCGCGUUCAACUCGCUUAAUUCUUCUUCCUGCUAUGCAGCAGAUACAAGAAUGAAUAAUAUCAUACACAUCGUGUUUUACUACUCUCUUCUUAUUAUCAUCAACACUCUCCUCACCACUAACGCAAUCGACACCAUAAACACUUCUCACGCACUUAGACACAGCACACUGAUUUCAUCGGGAGGGACGUUUGAACUAGGGUUCUUCAACCCCGGGGAGUCGAAUAGGUGGUACGUGGGCAUAUGGUACAAGAGAAUAACACCCAAAACUGUGGUGUGGGUGGCCAACAGAGACAAACCGCUCCCAGAUACAUCAGGUACGCUCACAGUCAUAGCGCCGGGACGUUUACUUCUUCUAAAUGCUGCAAACGCUACUGUUUGGUCUACUAAUACAUCAGUCAGCCUGCAGACGCGGGCCCCAGUCGCGCAGUUGCUCGACUCGGGGAAUCUCGUUGUGAGGGAUGCAAAUGAUGGUCUGAAUAUUGUGUGGCAGAGUUUCGAUUUCCCAACGGACACUCUGCUGCCGGGGAUGAAGCUAGGUUGGAACUACGUGACCGGCCGAGAAGCCUACUUGACAUCAGCCAAGAACGGCGGAGAUCCGGCGUCGGGAGAUUUCACAUUCCACUGUGAUCCUACCGGCUACCCACAAAACGUUCUUAAAAAGGGCUCCUCUGUGCAGUACAAGUCAGGGCCUUGGAACGGUCUCGGCUUCAGCGGCGGCAAGAAUUUGAUGAGGAAUGCCCUUUUCAAGUUCGGAGUGGUGAUGAGCAAGACCGAGGUUUACUAUCACUACGAGCUCCUCAAUGACUCCGUCAUAACGCGAUUUCAGGUUAGUGAGAGCGGCGUCGCGGAGAGGUUGGUUUGGGGAGAUGAAGCACGAGAUUGGGCUAUUUAUCAUACCAUACAAGUAGAUAGCUGUGAUAUCUAUAAUACCUGUGGUGCGCAUGGUAGUUGUAAUGCUGAGAGUGUUCUUGAUUGCGCGUGCUUGAAAAAAUUUGAACCGAGAGAUCCUUUGGGGUGGAGUAGGCAAGAAUGGAGAAAUGGAUGCAUACGAAGUAAAGCCUUGAAUUGCCAAAGUGGAGAUGUGUUUUUGAAGUAUUCGGGGAUUAAAUUGCCUGAUACUCAGCAUUCUUGGUUCAAUGCUAGUUUGAGCCUUGGCGAAUGCAAGGAAGUUUGCUCCAAAAAUUGCUCUUGUAUGGCCUAUGCUAGCCUUGAUAUAAGCAGAGGAGAAAAUGGAUGUCUACUUUGGUUUGGUGACCUUGUUAACAUAAGAGAAAUGUCUCCUGGCCAAGAUAUCUACAUUAGGCUGGCUUCCUCCGAGUUAGACGACUCUAGAGGAAAGAAACGAGAAGUACUUAUUGUGACGUUGUCUCUAAUUGUCGGAGUGAUUCUGUUAUGCUUGAGCUUGUUGCUAUAUUUUCAGAUGAGUAAGAGGACGGAUCAUCAACCGGCAGAAACAGGUUGGGGAAGAGUCGAUAACCCCGAAGAUCAUGCUGAUGAAAGUGACAAUAAGGAGCUAGAGCUACCACAAUUUGACUUGUCUACUGUAGUUAAAGCCACAGAUGAUUUCUCUUUAAACAACAAGCUUGGAGAGGGUGGAUUUGGGCCUGUUUAUAAGGGCGUCCUAGACGAGGGGCAGGAAAUUGCUGUCAAGCGUCUGUCAAAAACAUCCCAUCAAGGAGUAGAUGAGUUCAAGAAUGAGGUGAUCUGCAUCGGUAAACUUCAACAUCGAAAUCUAGUGAAGCUACUAGGAUGGUGCAUUCAAGGAGCAGAAAAGAUGUUGGUCUAUGAAUACUUGACCAACAAGAGUCUUGACAUAAUAUUGUUCGAUCCUACAAGAAGCAUGUUACUUGACUGGCCAAGGCGCUUCAACAUUAUCAAUGGCAUUGCUCGGGGCCUUAUGUAUCUUCAUCAAGAUUCCCGUCUUCGAGUAAUCCACAGAGACCUCAAAGCCAGCAAUAUACUACUAGAUUCUGAUAUGAACCCAAAGAUAUCAGACUUUGGCCUUGCUAGAACUUUUGGAGGGAAUGAAACUGGAGGAAACACAAGCAGAGUAGUAGGAACAUACGGCUACAUGUCCCCGGAAUAUGCUGUGGACGGCAUGUUCUCAGUGAAAUCAGAUGUGUUUAGCUUCGGAGUUAUAGUGCUUGAAAUUGUGAGCGGUAAGAGAAACAGAGGAUUUGUUCAUAGUGAUCACCGCCUCAAUCUUCUCGGACAUGCAUGGAUGCUUCACGAAGAGGACAGGGCGAUCGAGAUGGUUGAAUCUUGUAUGAGAAAUUCAUGCGACGUAUCACAAGUAAUGAGAUCAAUCCAUGUAGGUCUUUUAUGUGUUCAACAACACCCUGAAGACAGGCCGAGCAUGUCUUCAGUGGUAUUGAUGCUGAGCAACGGAGGCGUUCUGCCUGAAGCCAAACAUCCUGGUUUCUUUACAGGAAGAGAGAUACUAAAGAGUGAAACUUCAAUUAGCUCCACCACGGCAAGUUCAACAAAUGCAUUGACAAUUUCGCUCGUAGAGGCUCGAUAAACUCGUGAGAGAUUAGAUUAGCAUAUAAAUAUACAAUUGUUAGGAUUUUGAUUUGUUUGAUUGAGACAAUCGUGAUGAAAAGUUUCUGCUUUCGAAUGCUGUGUUGCAGAUGUAUUUUCGAGAGAGCUUGAAAGGAUUCACUUGAAUUGAAUCAGAUGACUUAUAGAUCUUUACCCCAACAA
This is a messenger RNA of Salvia miltiorrhiza (redroot sage), 2885 nucleotides long. RefSeq names its product G-type lectin S-receptor-like serine/threonine-protein kinase At4g27290. Lineage: Eukaryota; Viridiplantae; Streptophyta; Magnoliopsida; Lamiales; Lamiaceae. The coding region runs from base 49 to 2703 and encodes 884 amino acids. Gene Ontology annotation, molecular function: protein serine/threonine kinase activity; ATP binding. The record is from RefSeq and is a predicted model, not a curated record. Gene Ontology annotation, biological process: protein phosphorylation; recognition of pollen. The transcript is spliced from 7 exons.